GUAAAUGCAGCAUUUCUGACCCAUACUGCGCAUGUGCAGUGGCUUCCAAGCUGUCUUCUCCUCCACCGUUUGACAAACCGCGUCCUAGUGGGAAGCGAACAGCGUGCAGCAGCGAUGUCAACAACAUCGAAAACAUAACAAACCAUGAUUACCACUGAGGCUACAAGAGAGUUCCAGGCCAAAGAGCGUAAAUACAAAGAGCAGCUGAAAAGAUGUUUAUCAUCUGCUUUGUCUGCAGACCUGAGCAGGUUGCUGCAGGAGGAACUGGAGGCAGAUGUUUCUCUGUAUGCUGCUUCUGGCUCGCUCCGAGCACACAGAGCUGUACUGCUGGCCAGAGCUCCUCAUGUGCUUCGUGGACAAACACACAAAGAUCCCAUCAUCAUCCAUCUUCCUGGCUAUGAGCUCUCUGCGCUGAAAGACUUCCUCAGGCGGGUGUACACAGCAGAGCAGAGCAUGCGCUCAGCUGAAGUAAUCCCAGAUGUGGAGGGCUCCGUGCCUGAAAGUACUCUGCCUGUUCCCAACCCAGCAGACCUUCAUCAUUCCACUGACUCAGACGCUGUUGUUCUGGAGCCAGCUUCUGGCCUUGGAGCUGACUUGCUGGAUCUGUACCAAAGAGGAGAACAGUGCGACAUCACCAUCCAAGUAGCAGAGCACGUCUUCUCCUGCCACAGGGCAAUCCUGUGUGCACGGUCUCAGUACUUCCGAGCCAUGCUCAGCGGGAGUUGGAUGGAGAGCUCCAGACAAUGCAUCACUCUGCAAGGCUUAGGUCCAGAUGAGAUGGAAAUCUUGCUCCAAUUCAUGUACGGAGCCAUUGUGGAUCUGCCCAGCGGAGCCAGUGCCAGUCAGGUGGUGCUGGCUGCAGACAUGUUGGGUUUGGAGGGGCUGAAAGAUGUAGUGGAGAUGGUUCUGACCCGAGACUACUGCCGCUUCUUCCCCAAGUCAGCUGACGGUGUUCAGAGAACAGUUCUUGAGUGCCUGUCCCUCACACAUGCCUUAGGCCUUCAAAACCUGAACAUGCAUUGUAAGAGGUGGGUUGCUGAACAUUUUGUGAAAGCCUGGUGCGAGAGAAAUUUUUCCCUCUUGUCCCCUGAGCUCCACAGAGCCUGUCUGACUGCUGUAACUGAAGCCAUGACUGUGCAGAAUGCAGUGACCAUGCUCUGUGGCACUGACCAGUUGAUUGGCAGCCUCCCUGAAGUCAAGUGGGCCCAGCAGGUGAGAAGCCUGGCCACAGAGCUCCAGGAGGAGAGCCUGCAAGUCAUCGUCCAGCACUUGCCAAGAAUCAUUCACACUCAGGCCUUUCACGACCUUCUCAGGAGAGAACAGUUUACCAGAGAGCCGACGUUGUUGAAGAAGCUGUGUUCAGCCAUCAGGGAACGUGUGACCGUGGAUAACUGCUGUGACCUUUUCACUGCCGUGCACUGUCUUUGCUUAGAUGACUCUGAAGAGGAUUUUUUUCUGGAGCAGCGAGAGCAAAAACAAGAGGAGCCGUGGAAACAGGAAGUUUGUACGCUACGCGGGCGGCUCUGGACCUUCCUGCUCCAGACCUUUUACGCGGUUCGCCACACGCAGGGAUGGGAGACUCUGUCGUCCAAACACAGAGAGAGGAUACUGGCAGGGGACAAUCGGAGACUUGGUAAAAAGCCUGUAUUCACUAGCUCACAGUCAAGAGCUGUAAAAUGCUCUUCAUCUGCACCUGAGAGUCCUCCUGUGCAUAGGACGCAAAGGGUUUCUGAAAGCAGAAAUUCUUCCUCCCGUAGUGCUGCAUCAGCCAUGAAGUCUGAUGGACUGGGAACAGCUAACAAAUCAGGAGAUGGUCCCACAUCCAAGACAAAGAACAUGAAGAAACCAGGAGACAGGAGUGGCACCAAAGCAAAGACAGCGUCAUCUGGCUCACCAGUUGUCAAUGGCACAGGUGCUGCAGGGGCCCGACGAGAUGUAGCCAGUGCCAAUGGUCCCAGAAGCUCUCAUGGGGCUAAAGAGCAAGAGAAGAAGCCAAACCGUGCAAGGCCUAAAACCUCUCCCCCGAGCUGCACGUCUAUGAGUCAAACAGCAGGAAUGAAGGCUCAGAAGAGCUCAGCAGGAAAGGCUGAUAACACUGCUGGCAUCGCCCAGCCCAGUGCUUCAUCCACAUCAGGCGCAUCGCCAGAGAACGGUGCCAGCAGCCCUCGCAAUGACACCCACUCCAUUCCAGGUGCAAAACCCAAACACCAGGCCAAGGCGGUGAACAAAUCCCCACUGACCAAACCUCCUCAGAGGUCAGAUACAACAAAGACCAGCAGUCCUACCAAUAAGUCAACUGUGAGAGAAAAAGCCAAGACGACUGCAGCAGAGAAAGUGUCUGCAGGAGUGACCGCAGCAAGAGCAGACACAAGGGGAAGAAGCACACCAGACCACCAUGUCGCCAAACAUGGAUCCUCUGUGAAAAAGCCAGCUUCCCCCAGGAAAGAUGACAGCAAGGAUGGGGUAAAAACCUCAGCAGGAGACAAAGCAGCCAGUGAAGCUCCCAAAAAGAAGAUCACGAAACCUGCUUCAGGGAAUGGAGCCACAGCUAAAUCCAGUGCUAAACCAGUAAAAGCCUCUUCAGCCCCAUCUAAGCAAACCUCCGUAGCAGCUGCCAAGUCUGGACCAAAGCCAAAAAGUAGUACUGAAUUACCUUCAGAGAAAGCUUCACCAAAAACUGGGGGAACCUCCAAAACUUCUGCUACUGCUGCCUCCAAGAAAUCAGAAACUAAAGGAAAAGAAGCAGCGACCGGUAAAAAAUCAGACGAUAAAACUGGUCCAACUGAAAACUCUGGAAACGCUGUAGAGGAAAAACAUAUCACAGAGCUGAUGCCCUUUGAUCAGGCUGCAGCACACAGCACUCAGCCAACAAGCCAAGGUGGAGGGGAGUCACUAAAUGUAGAAUCAAGUGCUAACCAGAGUCUACAGAAGCCUGCAAUGCAGUCAGGAGAUCCUGCUGGUGCAGGAGAUGAGACCAGUGUUACACUAUCCACUAACAACAUCCCCCAAGUUAAAUCUGCUCAGGCAGACGCUUGCAAACAGGCCGAUGGGAGUAAAGUGAAACAAUGUCAAAGUGGUGUCAUUCCUGCUCAUAUCAGUGGAGGACAAGUCCAUGAGGUCAGCUCACCAAAUUCCCCAAGAGACCCUGAACAUCCCAUAGACACGCCCUGCAGCAUGGGGAGCACUGACACUCCUCUAGAGGACUCCUGGAGUGGCAUACACCAACAGGUCAGCCCAGAAUCAGAGACUGGCAGCACACACACCACGUCCUCUGACGACAUCAAGCCCCGAUCAGAGGACUACGAUGCAGGAGGUUCGCAAGAUGACGACUGCUCCAAUGACCGAGGUGUGUCCAAAUGCGGCACCAUGCGCUGUCAUGACUUCUUGGGUCGCAGUAGCAGCGACACCAGCACCCCAGAGGAGUUAAAGAUGUACGAAGGCGGGGCCGGGCUGAGAGUGGAGGUACGGCUGCGUGGGAAAGACGCAGAGACCACAAGUGAGGAGGAGGCAGUAAGACGACGCCCUCGUUCCUGGUUGCAAAGAGACGAGGUUCCGGUAGAGGAGGAGCACUCAGAGGUUGAGGCCACCGUGACUGUAAAAAGCGUCCCUGACCAUCAGCUCUUCUCCUCUGAGGAGGAGGAGGAAGAUGACGAUGAAGAGGAGACAGAAGAUGAGAGGUCAGAAGUUGAGGUGAUUCCAGGUCAGGCUCCACCGCCGCCGACCGAACCCUCGCCACACUUUCAGGGAAUCAUCAACCUAGCUUUUGACGAUGACGGCGUGGAUCAGGAGAAUGAUCAGCCCGACUACCAGUCCACGUCUAACUUCCGUCGGUCAGUGUUGCUCUCUGUUGAUGAGUGUGAAGAGUUGGGCUCAGAAGAAGGCGGCAUCCAAACUCCACCUCAGCAGUCAGAUGAUGCUUUGACUCCGUGUGAUGUUUUUGAGUCCAACCCUACAGCUCCUCAGUCUAACUACGCCCCCUCCAAUGACCUACAGAACCACCUGCCACGCCAUGUUAAAAAUACAGGUAUGAAGCACAAAAAACACAAGGAAGAACAGGAAGAAAAAUCCUCUGUAUUCCUUACAGAGCUCCAGGACCCGGUGCAGGAGGAGAAUAACCACAUCCAGGUGGAGGGAGUGAAGUCCAGCUGUCCUCCACUGGACUCUGACACCAGAGACCUCCCUCCCCAGGAGCGCCCAUGCCACCUGGAUCUGCGACACACCGAACAGUACAAUGGAGGGAUGAGCAAAAAUCACAUCAAUCCCUCAGAAAGCAAGAAAGCUGAUUUACAUCUAGACUUAAAUGAGCCUCAGCUGACAGGGGACUCUCCUGUACAUGCUGCACAGUCUCCAGCAGGGGACAAUGGUUGUGACAGAUUGGAUCAAACCUGCAAACAUGACCGCCGACCGUCCAAAGCCCUCUCUCCCAUUUACGAGAUGGAUGUGGGAGAAGCCUUUGAACACUGUUCGGACAAGGACAGGAAUGCUAAACAGCAGGCGGAUGAAGAAAAGCAAAGAGGGGACGGGAACAAAAGCAGUGAGUUUGCAGAGCGGGACUGGAGUCUGCUGAGGCAGCUCCUCUCGGAUCACGAGUCCAAUCUGGGCAUCAUAAACCCGGUGCCUGAGGAGCUCAACCUGGCCCAGUACCUUAUCAAGCAGACUCUCUCCCUGUCACGUGACUGCCUGGACUCAGAGGCCUUCCUCUCGCCAGAGAAGGAGACCUUCAAACGCUGGGCGGAGCUCAUCUCGCCCAUGGAGGACUCUUCCACCAGCAUCACUGUGACCAGUUUCUCCCCAGAAGAUGCUGCAUCUCCCCAGGGGGAGUGGACCAUCGUGGAACUGGAAACGCAUCACUGACCACACAGAGGAGAGCCUGCCGGACAGUCGACGCCUUCCGUUGGAACUCAUUACGUUGAUUUUGUCUUAAUUUAUUAUAAUUUAUAAGCCAUCGCUCUCUUUAUGUCUUAUUUCUCCUGGAUUCUGCAGACCUCUGGACUUUGCAGCAGUUUAUUUGCGUUCCCCAUUACGCCCGUAGUGGACUGUUUCUCGACACAAAUGGGCUGUUGUGCAUGCUGAUACUUUUGUUUGUUUGACUGUUUAAUUGGUGUCGCUUCUGAAGCUCUAGAAAAGAAUAAGACUCAGAAAAAAUCAUUUAUUUCUCAGAAAUUUUAUUUCUUGACAGUCUUCUAAUAAUAGAGUUGACUGAAAUUUCUUAAAGAAAAAGUAAUAUUGGCCGAUCGGCUUGCAUUUAGUGUCAUACUGAAAAUAAAGGUUUGUGUUUCUGAAAAAAACGAGCGUCUUUCAGUGUCCUGUCACAGACAAAUCAUACACUGAUUUAGAGCACAGGUACAAAUUUUAAUUUUCAUUGAUGUCUUAAUUCACUUUAGUUUUUGUAGUUAAAAAAUGUUUAGUUCUAUUCAAUGUCUGCCAAAAUGUAAGAACAGUACAUUAAAAAAGACUAGAACUAAAGGUAUUCUAUAAAUUCUAAUUUCAUUUUAGUUUUGCACACACGCCAUCUUGCCUAGUUUUUAUCUGUAUUUUGGCAAAGUAAAAUGCUUUGUUCACACCUAGUUUUAGUUUGUCGAUUCAGUUUUAGAUAACUGUUUUUUUUUUCUUUUUGUUUAUGUAAUUUUGCCAGUUUUUUUUUCUUUUGGCUUUAUACACAGCACACAGACUGUUUACUUGGCAAUCCUACAUGUCACUGGGAAAGCACAUGGUGCUAUUAAUCAACACUGAAACACUGACUGGUUUGGUUUAAUGGGAGUGGAACCUUCAUUGAUGUUAUUACUUACAUGUGUGCUCAUCCUGAUAUAAAAUUAAAGUUAAUGCUGUAAAAAAAGAUUA
Messenger RNA from Acanthochromis polyacanthus (spiny chromis), 5841 nucleotides. RefSeq names its product BTB domain containing 8 (gene btbd8). The record is from RefSeq and is a predicted model, not a curated record. Gene Ontology annotation, molecular function: protein binding. Lineage: Eukaryota; Metazoa; Chordata; Actinopteri; Pomacentridae.